AUGUCCACGGUGUCGGUUUCCGACGGAAAUGAAAGGUUUUUGCCGCCUCUGAGUGAACGAAUUGACGGGAAGUGCAGAAGGUGGGUGUGGAGAGGGUAUGCCGUUAAUUACUUUGUCUAUCCACAAAUCGAUGGCGAUGUUGCUGGUGUGAGCCCUCCGCUCCUUCUGGUCGCAGCUUGGAUAGCAGCAAGGAUUUGGUGUUUUGCUCGUUGUGGAUUUCAAGAAAAACAGCGGAAAAAAGGGGACGAUAGAGAGAUCGGAGCAAUGGUCCUGGGUGGUCUUAUGAAGGGUGAGCCGCUGGUGGCGAAGCUGGCGGCGGCGGCCAGGUACGGCGUCCUUCCGGCAGCCAUGAUCGCCGCCCUCGUUUACUCUCCUCCCGAUUUUGUUUCGACCAAAAAACCGGCUAAUUCAGGAUCCUAA
This is a messenger RNA of Striga hermonthica, 420 nucleotides long. Lineage: Eukaryota; Viridiplantae; Streptophyta; Magnoliopsida; Lamiales; Orobanchaceae. The record is from the annotation of a GenBank genome assembly.